This is a messenger RNA of Aureobasidium vineae, 1896 nucleotides long. NCBI's taxonomy places the organism in Eukaryota, Fungi, Ascomycota, Dothideomycetes, Dothideales, Saccotheciaceae. The record is from the annotation of a GenBank genome assembly.
AUGCUCGGUGGUGGUAUGACUCCUGUUCUUGCUGCAGGCUUCGUCAAUGUUUCCGAAACAUACGACGUCUCGGUACCCCAGGUUGCUCUGACCACUGGUCUGUAUAUGUUGGGCCUUGGUCUUGGUAGCGUUGUUGCGUCACCUACCGCUAUUCUGUAUGGCAAGAGACCUGUAUACCUCGUCGCGUCAGUCAUCUUUGUGCUGUCUGCUGUCUGGUGUGCAUUGUCGCCCAACUAUGCUUCCUUGGUACUUGCACGUAUCUUCAUGGGCUUCGCUGUCAGCCCUGUCGAAUGUCUUCCCUCUGCAACCAUUGCCGAAAUCUUCUUCUUGCACGAGCGUGCCUACCGGUUAGGUAUAUAUACUCUGCUCCUGCUCGGUGGUAAGAAUCUCAUCCCCCUGGUGAGUGCCGCCAUCAUCGAAUCGCUUGGUUGGCGAUGGGUCUUUUGGAUCGUCGCUAUGGUGGUAUCAUUCGGUGCUGUCUUGUUAUUCUUCUUCGUCCCUGAAACUUUCUGGGAUCGCACACCGAGGCCUUCUCGACACUCACACAAGCACCACCGACCGAGACUGAUGAGCAACAUAUCCUUGGCCUCUAUCUUCCACCGAGGCCAUGCCGAUAACCACGCGCACGAGGCCGCGCCUGAAUUGGAAAAAGGAGAAAAGCUCGAUCUCUCUCACACCGAGAGUCCCACCAAGACAAAGGGAGAGAAGCGACUGUCAAGACAUGCUCAUUUCAGUGAGCCUGAUGACGGCGAGAUCGCUCCUGAAAGUGGUAGGAAGUUGAGCGUGCCAGCUUUGAACCUACCAGCCCUCGAAACAGCCGAGACUCCCGAGCCUCAAACACCACAGAAACCGCAGGCCGAUGCUUCGUUGCAACUUCCUUCUCCGGGCGUGCAGCCUGCCUCUCCUGGAUCGCAACUCUCUCCCCAAGCAAGUGCACUAUCGCCAGGAUCGGCGCAUUUCUCUCCUGGAGCACAACACUUGUCGCCAGGAGAUGAUCCCUUCGUGUCUUAUAGAUCCACAUCCGGGCACAACCAUAUGAGAUCCAACAGCGCUCAAUUCGACAGUGUUCCUCCUUCACCUGGCCACUCUGUGGAUGCUAACAACCCCGGCUUGGUAUAUACAACUUUCUACCGCGCUGCGCCACCAAAGUCUUUCGUCGAAACCUUGAAGCCGUAUGCCGGACGUCUAUCCCAAGACCAUUGGGGCAAGGUAGCUCUUCGUCCAUUCAUCCUGUUCGCAUACCCUGCCAUCCUGUGGUCAUCGUUGAUAUACGCACUCUCGGUCGGCUGGUUGAUCGUACUUUCCGAGUCCGUCUCAGUCAUCUACGAGAACCGCGAGACAUAUCACUUCACCCCUCUACAAGUCGGCCUCGUCUACAUCUCCCCCUUCAUCGGCGGCAUCCUCGGCACCGCCGUCGCCGGUCGCUUCUCCGACGUCAUUGUCCGCUGGAUGAGCAGAAAAAACGACGGCGUCUACGAACCUGAAUUUCGCCUUAUCAUGGCCAUCCCCGUCACCAUCAGCACCGUCAUCGGCCUCAUGGGCUACGGCUGGAGUGUUUCUGAACACGAUGCCUGGAUUGUACCCACCAUCUUCUUCGGUAUCAUCAGUUUCGGCUGUUGUGUAGGCUCCACCACCGCCAUCACCUUUGCCGUAGACAGUUAUCGCCAAUACGCCGGAGAAGCACUCGUCACCCUCAAUUUCUCGAANAACAUCUUUCACGGCUUGGUGUUUUCGCUCUUNUUUAAUCGUUGGCUUGAGAGUGAUGGCACCAAAAAGGUCUUCCUUGCUCUGGGUGGCAUUCAGUUGGGCUGUCUGCUCUUUACUAUCCCCAUGUACAUCUAUGGAAAAAGAGCAAGAAUGUGGACGGUGAGGAAGAACUUGAUGGAAAAGUUCUGA